UUUAAUUUUAACGAGAUUUACGAACCAUUAAGUUAAUUUAUUGACGUAUCUUUAUGUUGUUUAAUAAUUAAAUACUUCAAUGUUAUUGGAAAUCGUCAGUGCUGUGUAUUGGGUUUAUCAAAAAGAGUGCAACGGACUGCAUGCCAAACUUAAAACUUUUUAAAAUCUCAAAAAAAAAAAAAAACAUGUUUCUCAAACACGGAAAUGUACAUCAAGUAAACAGUACCAUGCAAUAGUAUUGCCCACUGAACAAACAUUAAUUGUAUCGUAAACAUAUUUGAACGAUUAUUGGGAAAAUAAGUUAGACAACCUAGUUUGUACCAACGAAAACAUGGAGAAAGUGCCAACAAUUAAAAUAGAAGAAGAUGAAACUAAAUAUUGUUUCUAUAGUUCUAUGAUAGAAAUAGUGGAGGAUUAUACUAACAUAGACUAUUCAAAUGAUAUAAAGCCCCAUUACAUUGAAAAUUCUUACAAUUGUAAUUUGAAAGCCCAGGACUGUCCUAAAAAAAAUGCCAAGAAAAAUAAAUACAGGUACUGGUUAAAUUAUUAUUUUAUUUAUAGUGAAAUUAAAACGAGCUAUGAAACAAAAAUUAAACUCAAGCUAGAUGAAGAUGAGAGUAUUAAACCGUUAAAUGAACUGAUCAUAAAGCAAGAAAACAAAGAUGAUAUUUCACAAUCAUGUUUUGAGACUGAAAAGAAAAUUAUUGAAGUCAAAGUAAUGAAAUACGAUAAAUAUUGGUUCAAUACUGUAAUAGAAGUCGAAGAAAUUGUAAUGUUGAGUUCGGAACAUAUUGAUGAUUAUACAAACAAUACAAAGCCAUAUGAUUUUCACAAGUCAUAUAACAGUAGCAGUUCGACUUUAGCUCAGAACGUUGCUCGUGAUAAAAUCUAUGAAAAACCUUACAGUAUUAAUGCACCGAUAGACGAGGUUAUUAUGCCAAUUGAAACAAAUGGAAAUUACCAGAAAGAAUCGCUUGAAAAUAUUCAUAUUCCAACAAAAUCAACCGACAAAGUUUUAAACGAAGCACAGUCGUUUGUGUGCAACAUGUGCCAAAAAUCUUUUAACGCCAGAAAGCAAAUAAUUCGUCACUUUGAAGUAUCUCAUAACAUAAAUCCAGUUGUUAAAAAUACACUCCAAAAAGGAAAACAAAAUUUACCGAAAAGUAAAACUCCUACCCUGAAGAGGGGAAGGAUCAAGAGAAAAAACAGCAGACUACUCCAUGAGUGUGCAUUGUGUUUGAAGUCUUUUACAACCAAAUCCAAUCUUGUACUACAUGAACGCGUGCAUACCGGUGAGAAACCUUACACGUGUACCCUGUGUUUGAGGUCUUUUUCAACAAAGUCCAAUCUGGUACGACACGAACGCUUGCAUUCAAAUGGAAAAACAAAAGCUAACAAAUGUGACAUAUGCUUUAAGUGUUUUUCAACACGCUAUGGUCUUAUACUACACGAACGAAUACACACCGGAGAGAAACCUUAUACGUGUAGCUUGUGCUCGAAGUCUUUUACGGUAAAAUCCAGUCUUGUAAUACAUGAACGUGUGCACACCGGUGAGAAGCCUUACACAUGUAGUCUUUGUUUGAAGUCUUUUUCGAUUAAACUUUUACUGAUGCAACAUGAACAUGUGCACACCGGUAAGAAACCCUAUACAUGUGACGUGUGUUCGAGGUCUUUUACAUCAAAACCUUAUUUGGAGGUACACAAACUCAGGCAUGCUGGUAAGUAUCAAUACAAAUGUGACAUUUGCUCUAUGCCUGUUUGGUCGAAAACGCAUCUCGUGGCUCACAGACGCAUACACACGGGCGAAAAGCCCUACAAAUGCGAUGUGUGCCAAAAAUCUUUUUCGUUGAAAUCCACUUUGGUAUCCCACAAACAAGUGCAUUUUGAUGAGAAGCUCUAUACAUGUGAUAUAUGCCAAAAGGCCUGUUUGAGCAAAAACUCUCUGAUAAUGCACAAACACUUGCACGAUUGCGUCAAAUGCGGCUUGUGUUGGUUGUAACUUUGGUCGAGAACAGACAUAUCGCGUCAUGCUCACUCUGACAAUGAAAUUGCGUUUACUCGGUUUGAGUAAGAUUUUUGUCAAUUUAAUAUAUAAUUUCUGUUUCCGUGUUUCAAAUUCUUACAGUUAUGAAUAAAUGUAUUAUGUUAAAUAUAAUAAAUAAGUUAAGGUUUUUUUAGUUGUGAAAUUAUAAACAGUGUUAUCGACAUUAUUUUAUUAUAUCCAUAGUUGGUUCUUGUUAAAAAAAAAAAAAUUAAAUUUCGU
Molecule: messenger RNA, 2263 nt
Organism: Adelges cooleyi (spruce gall adelgid)
Lineage: Eukaryota; Metazoa; Arthropoda; Insecta; Hemiptera; Adelgidae
Product: zinc finger protein 300-like
Exons: 6
Coding region: 332-1999 (555 amino acids)
Biological process (GO): regulation of transcription by RNA polymerase II
Cellular component (GO): nucleus
Molecular function (GO): RNA polymerase II cis-regulatory region sequence-specific DNA binding; DNA-binding transcription factor activity, RNA polymerase II-specific
Source: RefSeq, a predicted model, not a curated record